Messenger RNA from Vittaforma corneae ATCC 50505, 606 nucleotides. RefSeq lists its product as uncharacterized. The transcript has a single exon. The record is from RefSeq and is a predicted model, not a curated record. Bases 1 to 606 code for a protein of 201 amino acids. Gene Ontology annotation, cellular component: mitochondrion. NCBI's taxonomy places the organism in Eukaryota, Fungi, Microsporidia, Nosematidae. Gene Ontology annotation, biological process: mitochondrial tRNA 3'-end processing. Gene Ontology annotation, molecular function: 3'-tRNA processing endoribonuclease activity.
AUGCUUGGAAUAGCUAGUAUUGUGAAAAGGAUUUCGCAUUCCCUGCUAAUAAUAGCACCUAAUGAUGUAAAGGAUUAUUUGAACUAUUUUGACAUAAAUGUUAAUGAAAUGGAGGUCAGUGAGAACAUUUGCCUUGAUGGAAAAGUUGGGUUUAUUUCUACGAAUUUUUUAAAGGCCAAGGAGAGGGAAUUUUACAAGCGUUUUCGAUCUGAUAGUACCAGCUGGAACGACUAUGUUCAGAGAAUAAAGUUUGAAAAGUUUAAUAUUGUACUGUGUGGAUGCGAGCACUCAAAAACAUCGACUUCUAUAGGCGUAAUGGAUACAGUCACUGGAAAAAGUUUCUCAUAUAGUGGAGAUACGAUGCCAUCGCCUCUUUUUGCAUUUAUUUCACAGGAUUUUGAUGUGAUGAUACAUGAAUCAACAUUCGCGAAGGAUCAGAUAGACUUGGCGAGAAAAACAGGCCAUUCAACAAAUGAAGAAGCAAGGGAGAUAUUCAGAAUCUCAAAUAGCAGAACAUUACUACUAACGCACUUUUCUAACAGAAACGAAAUGAGCAGCAUUGCUGACGAUUGUGUAAGUGAUUUUUUCCGCUAUACGUUUAAAUAG